Paramormyrops kingsleyae is the source of this 1153-nucleotide messenger RNA. The record is from RefSeq and is a predicted model, not a curated record. Lineage: Eukaryota; Metazoa; Chordata; Actinopteri; Osteoglossiformes; Mormyridae.
AUCAGUUUCCAUGCAAACGAGCAGUAUCCCAACAAACACAACUGCAGCAGUCUCUACAGAAACAUCCGCAAGGAGCACUUCUUCAACUCCAACAACCACAGAACCCCUCCCAUCCUCAACAUCAGCUUCCAAGCAGAGUAGCAGUAGCCCAACAAGCUCAACUGCACCAGCCAUGACAGCAAUUUCUGCCAGUACCACAUCUACAACAUCAAAAGCCACCGAAUCCUCAACAUCUUCAACAUCAGUUUCCACAGCAACAAGCAGUAGCCCGUCCAGGAUAACUGCAGCAACCUCAACAGAAACCUCCGCAAGUAGCACUUCUUCAACUCCAGCAACCACAGUACCCUUCACAUCUUUGACAACAGCUUCCAUGCAGACUAGCAGUAGCCCAACAAGCACAACUGCACCAGCCACGACAGCAACUUCUGCCAGUACCACAUCUACAACUUCAAAAGCUACAGAAGCCCCAAUAUCUUCAACAUCAGCUUCCACAGCAACAAGCAGUAGCCAAUCCAGCACAACUGCAGCAACCUCAACAGAAUCCUCCACAAGUAGCACUUCUUCAACUCCAACAACCACAGUACCUCUCACAUCUUUGACAACAGCUUCCACACAGACUAGCAGUAGCCUAACAAACACAACUGCACUAGCCACGACAGCAACUUCAACAGCCACAGAACCCCUCAGAUCUUCAACAUCAGCUUCCAAGCAAACGAGCAGUAUCCCAACAAGCACAACUGUUGCAGUCUCUACAGAAACAUCCGCAAGGAGCACUUCUUCAACUCCAACAACCACAGUACCCCUCACCACUUUGACAACAGCUUCCACGCAGACUAUCAGUAUCCCAACAAGCACAACUGCAGCAGCCUCAACAGAAACUUCCACAAGUAGCACUUCUUCAACUACAACAACCACAGAACCCCUCACAUCCUCGACAUCAGUUUCCAUGCAGACUAGCAGUAUCCCAACAAGCACAACUGCAGCAGUCUCUACAGAAACGUCCGCAAGGAGCACUUCUUCAACUCCAUCAACCGCAGAACCCCUCACAUCCUCAACAUCAGCUUCCAAGCAGACUAGCAGUAACCCAACAAGCACAACUACAGCAGCCUCAACAGAAACUUCCGCAAGUAGCACUUCUUCAACUCCAUCAAGA